Molecule: messenger RNA, 745 nt
Organism: Effrenium voratum
Lineage: Eukaryota; Dinophyceae; Suessiales; Symbiodiniaceae
Source: the annotation of a GenBank genome assembly
GGUAGGCCAAGAGUCCCAAGCUGGUCAGUGAUUUCCCCACGUCUCACUGCGAAUCGCGAUGGAGACGAAAGUGGAGACCGUCAUCUUUGUGGAUGUGGAUGGAGUGUUGAACGUCGGCAUCCGCGACGAUGAGGGCCCUCUGCUGCUAAACGAGAGGGACCUGCGCCGUGUCAAGAAGUUGCGCAGCUCAGGCAAAGUGUUUGGAGAGAACGUGCAGCGAACCAUCGAAAGGAUCUUGCUGGCAGCCGCGCGGCUGCAGCCCUGCGGCGAGAGCUACGCGGCGGUGGCGUGCAAGGGCCAGGCGCAGCUGGCAGGAGUCUUUGUCCAACGCCUAGCGAGGCUCAUCAAAGCCGCUGGGGACCACACCAUGGUGGUCCUAUCUUCCAAGUGGCAGGAGCAUACGGAGAAGGUGAGAUAUUUGGAGAGCGCGCUGGGCGAGCACCUGCCGAACUUCGCCUUCCACGCCAAGACGGGGCUGGAGCUGGUGAUCAACCCCGAGAGCCGGCUGCUCUCCGUGGCAAGGUACCUGGAGACUCUCGGUUUGCGCGAGUCGAAGUCUCAGCUGAAGGUCUUGGUGCUGGAGGACUUCCACAUCUCGUCGCUGGGCUUCUGCUGCCAGGGCGAGGCCAUGGACGGGGCCGAGAAAGUGGAGGCGUUCCUCCGCAAGAAAGUGAAGGCCCAGGACUGCGAGGUGAAGCUGCUGCACACCUUUGAGUGUUGGGAGGAGAACGGCCCGGGGCUCGGA